UGACUGUCACACUGUCACGCAUUUAUUUUUAUGACAGAUUCGACAUGACAACAAAUUAACAAACGUGAAUUUGAGGUUAUGUUGUAUGUAUCCAUGUGAUUUUUUAAAAAUAGUGGGCAAAGCUAGAAAAAUAAGUCAAAAUGCAGCACGACGACGUAGUGUGGGCUAUUAUCAACAAAACACACUGUUCUCACAAAGUAACAACAAAAACUCAGCAGUUUUGUCGAAAUGAGUUUAACCUGACUGGUUUGUGCAGUCGUGCGUCUUGUCCGCUUGCAAACAGUAAAUAUGCGACGAUCAGGGAAGAGAAUGGUAUUAUUUAUUUGUUCAUGAAGACUGCUGAAAGGGUAAUGUUUCCAGCCAAACAAUGGGAGAAAGUGAAGCUGUCAAGAAACUUUGAGAAAGCAAUACAUCAAAUAAAUGAAAAUCUUUUAUACUGGCCUGCUUUUAUCAAAGCAAAAUGCAAGCAGAGAUUUGUCAAAAUAACACAAUAUCUUAUACGCAUGAGGAAACUUAAGCUCAGAAGAGUGAAAGAAUUAGUUCCAAUACAGCGUAAGAUAGAAAGACGUGAAAGAAGGAGGGAAGAGAAGGCCUUAGUUGCUGCAAGAAUAGACAAUGCUAUAGAAAAACAAUUGCUCGAGAGAUUGAAGAAGGGCACUUACAAUGACAUCUACAACUUCCCACAAAUGGCGUUUGACUCUGCACUCAAAGCUGAAGAGAUAUCAAGUGAGAGUGAGAAAGAGGACGAGGAAGAAGAAGAAGUUGAGAGAGAAAUGGAACCGGAGUUGGAAAGAGAGUUAGAGAGAACAGUGGAACAGACAGACGAGUUUGUUGAAGCUGACAGUGAUAUGGACAGUGAUGAGGAUUCUGAUUCAGGGAAGAAGGAAAAUGUUGAUGUUGGCAGUGACUUUGAGUCUGAGACAUCAGAUAUUGAGGAUAUUGCUGAAAGAGUUCCGCAGAAGAAGAAGGCACGCGUUGAAAUAGAAUACGAGACGGAACCAGUCGCUAGUGUGUCUAGAAAGAAAAUAAAACAUUGAUUUAUCACUUUUAA
Helicoverpa zea (corn earworm) is the source of this 1051-nucleotide messenger RNA. It is a transcript of the gene Rbm13, whose product is annotated as protein MAK16 homolog B. Gene Ontology annotation, biological process: maturation of 5.8S rRNA; maturation of LSU-rRNA. Gene Ontology annotation, cellular component: nucleolus; preribosome, large subunit precursor. Bases 141 to 1037 code for a protein of 298 amino acids. The record is from RefSeq and is a predicted model, not a curated record. Lineage: Eukaryota; Metazoa; Arthropoda; Insecta; Lepidoptera; Noctuidae. The transcript is spliced from 8 exons.